Alligator mississippiensis (American alligator) is the source of this 7515-nucleotide messenger RNA. RefSeq names its product gamma-aminobutyric acid type A receptor subunit gamma1 (gene GABRG1). NCBI's taxonomy places the organism in Eukaryota, Metazoa, Chordata, Crocodylia, Alligatoridae. The record is from RefSeq and is a predicted model, not a curated record. The coding region runs from base 667 to 1833 and encodes 388 amino acids. The transcript is spliced from 8 exons. Gene Ontology annotation, cellular component: neuron projection; postsynapse; synapse. Gene Ontology annotation, biological process: regulation of postsynaptic membrane potential; gamma-aminobutyric acid signaling pathway; monoatomic ion transmembrane transport. Gene Ontology annotation, molecular function: GABA-A receptor activity; inhibitory extracellular ligand-gated monoatomic ion channel activity; benzodiazepine receptor activity.
UCAUUUUGGAUUUGGGUAAAUAUGGUAAAUGAUCCACUGGUUCUCAUUUAGCCUUAAUUUCUGUGAAAAUGGUGAAACUCUAUUUGGAUCAUUCAGGAAGUGAAAUCAUUUUAACUGGAACUGUUUUUUGGAAUCUCUUUCUCUUUCCAUACACAGAGACAAGAGAGAGUCUUAAUUUUUAAAAUCUUCCAGCCUACUCCCACAUAGUGGGAACAACAGCAAAAAGGUCAUUAUUCAUUCUCCCUGCUCCAAUGGGUGAUAAGACAAAGGUAGUAAAAGUUCUUAGCAACUUGAUUUGUGUCCAAAAGCUUGCAAAGAACAAUUUUUCCAGCUAUUUAGUUGGUCUAAUAUAUCAUAUUUAUCCAAAGAACCUUGUUAGCAACUUGAUGGUUUUUAAAUACAAAUCUGUCUAAUGUUGAAUUCUGGCCUAUGCAAGUCUCAAAUGUUCACCCUGUAAACUAGCAAAAAGAAAGUUAUUCCAUUUCCACUGACACCUGUACAACAGAUAACUUUCAUAACUUUUUUUCUAGUCUCUUUUUAUGACCAGGUUACGAAACGCCUGGACACAGGAGGAGGGGUGGAUGUCGUAUACUUAGACUUCAGGAAGGCCUUCGAUACGGUAUCCCACCCCCAUACUGGUGAACAAGUUAAGAGGCUGUGACUUGGAUGACUACACAGUCCGUGAGAACCACAGUAAUAGAAGCGGGUGUCUAUGUUAACAGCAUCGGCCCAGUUGACCCAAUCAAUAUGGAAUACACUAUAGAUAUAAUUUUUGCCCAAACUUGGUAUGACAGUCGUCUAAAAUUUAACAGUUCAAUGAAAGUACUUAUGCUUAAUAGCAAUAUGGUUGGAAAAAUAUGGAUUCCAGAUACAUUCUUCCGGAACUCAAGAAAAUCUGAUGCUCAUUGGAUCACAACUCCAAACCGUUUGCUUCGAAUCUGGAAUGAUGGGCGAAUAUUAUAUACUCUGAGGUUGACAAUUAAUGCUGAAUGUUAUCUUCAGCUUCAUAACUUUCCUAUGGAUGAACAUUCCUGCCCACUGGAGUUUUCAAGCUAUGGGUAUCCCAGAAAUGAAAUUGAAUACAAAUGGAAAAAAACCUCUGUUGAAGUGGCAGAUCCCAAAUACUGGAGACUGUACCAGUUUGCAUUUGUAGGGCUAAGAAAUACAACUGAAAUUUCUCAUACUCUGUCUGGAGAAUAUAUUAUCAUGAGAAUCUUCUUCGAUUUGAGCCGACGUAUGGGAUAUUUUACUAUUCAGACAUACAUUCCUUGCAUACUCACAGUAGUUCUUUCUUGGGUGUCAUUUUGGAUUAAUAAAGAUGCAGUGCCUGCAAGGACAUCAUUGGGCAUUACCACAGUAUUAACUAUGACUACGCUAAGUACAAUUGCUAGGAAGUCACUCCCCAAGGUUUCAUAUGUGACAGCAAUGGACCUCUUUGUUUCAGUUUGCUUCAUUUUUGUGUUUGCUGCUUUGAUGGAGUAUGGUACCUUGCAUUAUUUUACAAACAACAAAAAAGGGAGCAGAGAGAAAGAGAAGUCAAAGCACAAACCAUCAAAAUCACCUGCAAUUGCUGUCCGUCCUGGGUCAACAUUAAUUCCAAUUAACAACCUCAGUCAUCUCCCAGAACAUGAUGAUGAUUAUGGAUAUGAGUGUCUGGAGGGGAAAGACUGCACCAGCUUCUUUUGCUGUUUCGACGACUGCCGCACGGGAUCUUGGAGAGAAGGAAGAAUACACAUCCGUGUUGCUAAAAUUGACUCCUAUUCUCGAAUCUUCUUUCCAACCGCUUUUGCCUUGUUCAACCUUGUUUAUUGGAUUAGCUACCUUUAUCUAUGAAUUGGAACAUUUGACAAACUCAGAAAGGGAUAAUUUAAUGCAUCUUAAAGAAAGCUUAAAAAAUUAGAGCUAGUAAAAAAAAUUCUCUCAAAUUUUGGUGAAUUUUGAAAAUUUUAAAACAUUGGAAGGAAUUAUGGUGACAGUUUCAUAAUAUUUUUCCCCUCUUUUGAUCAACUCUAUGGGCAUUUUUAAGUUUUGAAAUUAGUAGGAAACUUCCUUUUUUCUGGUAAAAGUUUCCCUCACUUUUCUAUUUAAAAUGCAGUCAGGGAUUACAUGGUUAAAUUGGAUGACUAUAACUUCAGAAUUUCUUUCUUAAAUGAUAUAACAGUUAAACCUUAUAGCAUUCUUACACCAAAGUUAUCAACAAUUUAAUAAAAUGGGAAUACCAUCAUUGUUAUAUAAUUCUCAUGUCAACCUUUUCCAUUAUAGGUAGCUUGAAAAAUCUUGGAUUUUUAUAAAUUCCUAUUUAAAAAAGGUUGGAAUAGAAUGUUCUUUAGUGACUUUAGCCAUUUGUCUUCUGCAAUAUGUUAAGUGUGUUCAAGUGUGAAUGCACAUAAUCAGAGUGACAAGAUGGGAACAGCAUAUUACAUAUAUAUUAUAUAAAGGCAAUGGUAAUUCUAGGUUUGUUUGAUGCUGAUCAUUACAUAGUUUUGUGCUUUCAACCUCAGCUAAGUUUUACACUUGCACGUUAUCCAUCUUUGCUUAGCUGUUGUGAGAUUCUUGGACUUCUCAAGAUAGGACAAAAUCCUUCCAUGCCUAAGUGGUGUUAUGUUGCUCUAUUGACUUCAUCAGAACUCUGCCCAUAUAUAGUAUCAGAGAAUCUGGCCACGUAGACAAGCAUGUACUCAUCUCUUCUCCACUCCCCCAUUUAUUUUGAUUAAUUUAACUGGACCUGAUUGGAGCCUUAAUGCACAUCAUAGUGGGUGCACCUAUGCGGGAUGCUUUAUUGCACGGUAGACUAAUCUACUGUGCAGUAAAGUGUCACUAUGUAACUGUGCAGCAGCUACUGCAAAAUAAAAUAAGAUAAUGCACAGUUUUCUACUACCUGUAAAAACAGGUAGUAGAUUUACCAUGCAAGAACUACUGCACUGUAGUGCGUGUGUAGACAGCUGACCAGGAGCAAAUUCUUCCUGUCAGCCCAGGCAGCAGGGGGCAGGAGAACAGACGAUUGAAGCUGGGGCUGGGACACCAUUCCCUGCCCUGGCAGCUGGCUGCUGCUGGACCCACACUCUAUUCUUGAAGCUGGGUUGAUGAUAUUGUCCCCUGCCCCGGCAGCUGCCUGUUGCCAGGCCCCUCCUCUCAUCAGGAACCCUGCAGCAGGCAGAUGCCAGGGCAGGGGACAAUGUCUGCCUGAGCUCUGAGACUGGAGCAGGGGCUUGAGCAGGCAUCUGCUCAAGGUAGGAGUGUAGGGCUGGGAAGCAGCUGCCUCAGAAGCAAGACAGCUCCCUCCAACCUCUGGAGCCCAGAUUUCACCCCAGUGCCCCCUGCCAGCCUAUGGCUGGCACCUGGGGGAACCUGGAGCUCUCCCACCUGCUGUAGGGCAGGAGUAACCCUGCACUGAACUGCGCCCAUUGGGCGCACAUGUAGAUGAGCUUCCAAGGAAUGCUUACUGCGUAGUAUUUUACUGCACGGUAAGCUUUCAGCACAUUAAUAAUACAUGUAGACAUGCCUAAUAGGAUUUGUUGCUAUAAAUUUGGACCCACCAUUGCCAUGUCUUUCAAAGUCAUUCUAUUCAGACUUUAGCCAUCAGAACAAAGUGUGUGGCCUUCUCCACUUCACUUACAGGGUAAUUCAAGGUGGCAUUGCUUCUGUUGAUUUGGUCUGCUUCUUUGCAUAUCAUUUACUAAGCCAGCUCCAAACUUUAUGAAUAUUUUCAAUCUGGAAUAUGAACUUAUUUUUAAUAGUUUCUCUAAUAUUUGUGUAUUUUAUUAGAAGUUCCUGUUGUGCAGAAAGCAAAAAGUAAUGAUUAUUUAUUUCAAAUAAUUCUCCGUGGUGAGACACAUACCUGAACAUUUCAGGACCCAGUCCUGCAACCUCUCCACAGAUAAAAUGUCCAUGCACUUUGGUAAGAUUUCUCUAAGUGAUUGGCUGUCCCGGUUGCUCUUUAAAUGUUAAAUAUUGUUGGCUGACAAAUUUAAUUACCACUUUUAAAUUAGGGUUCUUCACUAUGAAAAAAUAUAAUCUUUUCUGCUUUCUCUCUUAUGUAGACAGUGAAUCUUGCCUUAAGUGAACCCAUGAAAGUCAGCUCCAUAACUGAGAUAUUCUUUAAUUAAAAAUCAGAAUUACAUAGAAGACCUCAAGGUAUGUUGAAAAGGAUUUGUGGGACAAGGAGAUGUAUGUGAGAGAUGGUGCCUUGUGCAGGUUUUAUGAUAUUAGAAGCUAUCUCCAGUAGAUAAAAAGAAAGAAAAUCACAGUGAACAAUACAGAAUUAUUUAUUAUAUUAAAAGGGAGCACCCUAAUAUCUAUUGAAUAUCAUCUCUUCUCUAGAUUACCACAGGAAAUGUAACCUGUUUUUAUGCUACCUAGUUCCACAAGCAAUUGGAUUUGAUAUACAGAACACAUUUCCCAUGUGAAACAUGAGAAUAAUAUCUGACCCCAGAACUUAAUAAAAUAUGCAAACAGAAGUUCACUGAUUCUGAGAGAAAGCAAAUUAAUGGUGAGCAUUCUUUAAAACAAACUUUAUUACAAUAUUAUUUGACUGAAUAAUUGCUUCUCUUUUGAGGAGAAUUCAAAAGAUGCCACUGAUCUUAUCAGACUUCAGUUUUUUGGGUGACCUUUUAGAGUUCACCCUCCAUAUUAGAUUUAGGGUAAAAGUGAGGCAGCAUUUAACAACAUUUCCUGAGCUACUGUAAUAUUGUUAUUGUUUAGCAGCCCAGUUUCCAGGAAACAUUCAAUAACAUGGAAACAUGCCAAUUCACUAGGAGUGUAGUUGUGAUAUUUUAACUGUAUCUGGCACAGCAUUAUAUGUCUUGGAAAAGAAGAUGUGUGUAUGCAGGUGAAGGUGGUUUCAGUAGCAGAAGGUCAGAUGUACCUUGAAGUACAAUGCUCAUUGUAAAACAAAGGCCAGAUCCUUUCAGGUGCCAAGCUCCAUCAAUUCCCCUUUAAAUAAAUGGAGCUUGAAGAACUCAGCACUUCAUGAGAGGGAAUCAGUUCUUCACAGCCCUAAUGAGGCUGCUCUCUUUUGACACACGUAGUUAGUUAUUUCUAUUUCAUGUAGUUGUCACUUGCCAAUCAGCCUUCAAUGAUUGAAUUAGAAAAUAAAAAACAUCCUGAAUUGGCAGGGGAUGAACAAGAAGUCUUUCAUCUCUAAUUUCUAUGAAACAAUAUAAUAGAGUAUUAAAGCUAUUGAAUGUUAUGGCUGUUUGGCAUAUAGAUACAUUUGCUUCUGUCUGUUGACAAACUUUUCUGUGUACCUCAUUUGUUACUGGUGAAAUCAUUCUAGCUUUUCAUAGUUGUGUGCAAACAGAAAUGGGAAUGCACUGAACUGUAACUUGGCAUGUAAUAAAUGGUAUUACUUUAGCCCUAAGUGUUUCCUUUCUAAUCUUCACAUAAACAGUUCCCCAUGAUACCAAAAUGUCUAAAUGACUUUUAUGGAAAAAUGGCAAGAAGCAAAGAUUGUUCUUACUUGAAGAUAGAUGUGGGGAUUAGUUUUCAAAGUAUAACUAUAAAAUGGAGAGUGUUUCAUUUGCUGUGGUAUGUCACUGUGGGAUUUGGAGUCAUAGUUUUGCACUAUAGCCCUGUAUUCUUUACACCAAUUAAGUAAAUGUCUUAAUCCAAGGUGGCCAACUUGCGGCACAUGCAAGUAGCACAAUCCCCUUUGAUGUGUGGGCAGAUUGGGAAGGGGGAAGGGAGCAUAAAGCAGAGCAGCAGAUCAGGUGAGGGGAGGGGAGUGUUACUCAGGAGGAUGUGGGGCUUAAUCUGUGGCCCACCUGCCAAGAUGGUUGGCCCCACUGCCUUAAUCUAUCCCUUUUCAGCAACCACCCCCUGACAAGAAUCCAGCCUGGAUUAAGGAAAGCACUUAAGUAUGUGUUUAAGUACUGCCCUAAAAUAGUGAUGCUUUCCUGAAUGUGGAUUUUAGCAUGCUUAAAUUAUGGUGAUAUCAACGAGCAGUACUUGGAAGUUGAAAUGAUUGAGAUACAAGGAUAUUAUUUUAUAGGCCAGUAAUUUCAAUGGAAGGUUUUCUCACUGACUGCAAUGAUCUGUGUAUCAGACUCUAUACAAAAAAAGAAUGGUGAGAAAAUGUGGGGAAAACUUUGUGAAACUGUACCUAAUAUUGGAGAGUUCCUGAAAUAUAUUUUGCAACAGAAAGACCAUCUUCAAUGAUAUUUUUGCAGUCCUGUUGGUCAUCCCUCUGUAGUAGUCAGUGCUGCUGUGUUAUUCUGAAGCAAGAUUUUGUGCAUUUGACUUUGCCUCACUGGAUUUCACCCCUCUGUGUUUGCAUGCUUCUGUUUCAUGUAGCAGUGGGACCAAUCGAAGUAUGAACUCUGACUAAAUAUGCUUCUCACUAUUUUUGUCAACAUGCUUCAAAAGCUUGAGAUUUAUCCAGUCUUAUAACAUUCAGUGACAGGGGUAUUGCGGUCACACUCUAAGAAUCACCUCAGACCAUGUUACUUUGCCUCUGUAAUUACAUAUGUUAAUUCAGGCUUUGUCUUAAGUGAUAUGUGAAGUAUGCUUUGUAACUUGAUCACAAUAAGGUGAACUUGUGGCCUUUCACUUGAAAAGUCAAAAGAAAAAGGUCAGAAUGGCUAAAAUUAUUUGCAUAACAUUAGAUAUAUUCUGUUUAGCAAUGUCAAUCAUCUCAACUGACACUUAAAACUAGAUGAGAGUAAAGAAGAUUACCCUAAUUUAUAUUCUUAAAUUUCCAUUAAUAUUUAAAGCUAAAUUGCAUACCUCAUUGUCAUUCUUCUCUGUAUAAUCAGGCUUUCAAAAUGAUCUUUUAUCUGUUUUUGUUGUACCCGGAUGAAAAACCUGAAGAUUUUCACUAGUAUAUGUGUCCAACAAGUGGAAAUCAAAAUCUUUGUCCAUUAAGUAGAGUAUAAUAUUUUACUAACAUACAUUAACAAAACUAGACAGAGCUGCUUGGAGGUAAUAUCUUAGAAGCUUAUAAGAUCUUUAGUCCACCCAUAUACAUUCCAAGGAUUAAAUUCAUGCAUAUAGAGAAGGUCAGCUUUAUUGGUUAUACACAGAGUAUUCACGUGGCAACAACUUCAUGCCAUACAUGUUACAGAAGAGUUUUCUGUGUUAAUUGUAUAACUAGUUAAGAAGGGGACAAGAAACAGGUCGGGUGUGAAGCUACAGAAUCCAAAUUAUGGUGAGUCAAGUGGCUCUCAAUCACUUGCAGAGGGCCAAGAUUUAGACAUUUACAUUAAAGUGCUUCUAUUGAGUUCAUUGUGCAUUGAAAUUCAGUUAGAAGAAAGUUUGACUGCAAUUACAGCCAUGGAGAGGGAGCCCUAGAUUUUCUAGGGAUGUGGCCUGACUUCAUUUCAUUUCUCUUACUCUGUCUUCUGCAAAAAAAACAACAAACCUGUUUAAAAAAUGGAAAAAGGUGUCCUUCGUCCUGUAUUUUUCUGCUGUCACAAAUCACUAAAUCAUGAUAAUAAGAUGGAGACUAAUUCCUAAUUCAGGAAUGUUAUGAAUUAGCAAGUGCAUUAACAAAUAAAAUCAAGGGUUAUUGCUUCACAA